ACUACGGAAAAUUUGUCAACAAAGAUGGCGUACUGGUUCCACAGGAAUCCGCUGAAAGCGACUUCAGUGCUUACUUUUGAGUUACGGGGAGUAUCAACAGACGACAAGACAAGAAGAAUAUUUACGGAAUUGCGUCAGACCCGAAAUAAAUUACUGGAGUUACUAACUGACCCAAACCAUGAACCAGUCACAGUGGAGAAGGCCACAACUGACUACUUCAGUCUGCUUAUGGGCCUUAUUCAGUCAUUCGGGGAGGAGGCAGACAACAAAUUAAGAAAAGCCAUCAAGUACAAAUGGACUAAUUCACUUCUAGGAAAUACUCCUAUGGAGCAGUUUGAUGCUGUAUUUGAAGCAGCUUCUAUGGCCAUCAACAUAGGAUUGUGGUACACCAAGCAUGCUGCCAAACUGGCUGCCAAGGAAGAACCAGAGAUGGAAGAAGCAAAAGAGGUUCACAAAUGUUUGAAGAUUGCUGCAGGCUUAUUCACAUUUGUCAAGGAUGAUUUGAUAUCCCGGCUGUCUGAGAACACGGAGGGAGCUGUAGACACAGACAGUCGUGUUCUGGAGGCCUAUGUCCACCAAUGUACUGCCGAGGCUCAAGAGGUGACAUUGGCCAGAGCUGUUGAGAUGAGGCAUGCUUCAUCAUUGAUAGCGUCGCUGGCAUUCGAAACAGGACAGAUGUACCAGAAAGCAGAUGAUGCUUUAAACAGUUUAGAUGACAAAGUGGUACUGAAGUGGCGGAAGUACUGUCAGCUUAAAUGUAGUUUCUACACAUCAUAUGCUCAUUGUUACAAUGGAGAGACACUUCUAGCACAAGACAAGUGUGGAGAAGCAAUAAGAGGACUUCAGGAGGGAGUGAAAUUGUAUGAACGAGCAGAAAAACAGUGUAAAGAGUAUACAUCGGCUAAAGGAUUAGGAACAUUUGCCCGACCAGCCAAUCAUUUAUUCUUUCGAAAAGCAGAACCUGUGCUGAAACGAAUAUUAGAAAAAUGUGACAGAGAAAAUGGAUUGAUCUACCAUCAGAAGGUUCCGUUUGACGAACCAGUGCUGGAGUUGAAGGCCACCUACGGUCUGGUGGCCCCAGAGGUGUUUGCUUUUCCUACUAUCAACCCUCUCUGGACAAAGGAUGUCUAUGACAAAAUGAACGCAAAAAUGGCACCAAGACCUGAUGAUAACAAAGACAAGAGUAAGAAGCCCGAGGACCUCCCCCCGGUAAAGGAGAAGGAAACACCCAUGUCAGAGAAGGACCCUGGCAACUUCAGCGGUUGUGUAGUGUCAUAAGCCUGUGUGUUUAGACCUUUGUUACCUUGUCUACAGCAUGUAGACGGAACAUUCUCUGUAGUAUGUAGGCUAGACAGGAACCACGGACAAGUGCUGGUAUAUCAAGGAAUGGAGAGAGCUAAGCCUGGUCUCUAACAACAGAGAUGUGGUGUAUUUUAUGAUCUGCCUAAUGAUUGAUGAUCAUUAACUUACUUAGAUUUUUGACAUAUUACAUAUUUACCAGGGCGGACAGAUAGAGCUAGGAUAUGUUUUCAUACACCUUGGCAGAUUGACUGAGUUUUCAUUUAUUUGUGUGAACAGAAAAUGGAAGUAUUUGUUUUCAUACCGUUAGACUGAAAUGAUGCUUGUUACACUGUUAGAUUACCAGGCUGUUUUAAGUCUGUUGAGAACGCUCCUACUUCACACAAGUUGAACUCUUUAUUGUGUGACCUUUUCUAGAUAACAGAAGAAUCACAGUUUGCAAUAUUCAAAUUUAAUUGUUUUUCACUAAAACAUCUUCAUGGAUUUCCCUUUAUAUUGAUAUAUUGAUAGCUUUUAUAAUUGGAAAAUAGACCUUUGUUCUUAACCUGUUUUACUUUAUGAAGAUACUAUUGAGUAGAUGGAUUGUAUAUGUAUGAUAUUCAUGAUUCUUAUGUAUAAUAGUCCUUGUAUUUAUUGAAGAAUUCAUACUAUAAAGUGUUAAAAUGAAACAGAUAUACUCUAUAUAUGAAAUGUAAUGUGCAUUUUUAUCUAUAUUUAUGCACGAUACUAGAAACAAGGUUUAUUUACCAUUGCAUAAUUGGCAUUUAUUAGAGUAACAUUUAGCUAUUGAGAACUAUUGCCACAAACAUAAAUGUAAUAACAAUGACACUACCUUAUAUAACCCUGUUUUACUGUGUUGAUCCUGUUAAAUAGAAUAUAUUGUGUCGCGUAUCAAAGUGCAGCCUGUCAGGCUCAUUGCAAAGACAUGACAUACACAGGAUAUUUGUGUCAUUGUUAAACACAUGUACAGUGUAGAUCUAAUUUCAUUGUCUUUCAUCUAUUGUAUAUAUCCUGAUAUUUAAACAUUUCUUCCAAAAUAGAAUUAUAUGAAUUAUUAACCAAAAGAGUGAAAAAACUUUCUACACAAAAUAUUGUAAUAAGCCAUAUAUUAUGUGUGAUUGUCCAAGGAUAUUCUAAGAAUUUAUAAUGUAAGACCUGUACAUUGAAAUAAGGAGAUGUUGAUAGAAUGGCUUGUUGCUUCCUAAUUUUAUGAAUAUUUGGUGUGUAAAUAUGUAACAGAUCAAAGACAAAGUGGUUUUAACUUAUGAACAAUCUUAACAUGUACACUGUAGUAAAGUUUGUAUUUAUAUAAACACAAAUCCCAUUUACACGCCUAAUCUUUCAAUUGUGUAUAUAUUAAAACAAAAUUCAAAUUCAAGAAGCUUGUUUAAUGACAUAGCAAACUGAUAAUUUACAGUAAGACGAUAUUAUAUUCCAUCGUUAUAUGGUUGUAAAUAUUGUUUUUGUACAGUUCAUCUGACUUGUAAUAGGUGUAAGUGAAGUGUAUUAUAUAUAAUAAUACAUAACCCAUUAAUUAUUAAAGUUUCAAUGAAGCUUAUGAAGAAUGUUCAAGGUACAGUAACACCUGCUCUCAAGUCUUGUAAACCUCCUUUAAAUCAGAUACAUGUACAUACUGUUAAAAUAGUCUGAUGUCUUUGUUAGUGAAAUAAAUAUUUAAUAAACAAUAGGUGUAAAAGAUGAUUUCAGAGCCUUGAGGAGCACACAUUCAUUUUUUAUUUGUUAUAUAUACUUAGUACUGUUUUGGUGUAGUAAGGAACAAACGUAUGGUAUUUCUAUGCUAUGAUGUACUGAUGUACAUACCGGUAGUGCUGUUCUGGAGAGGAAAGGAGCAAUCCUUUAGUUCUAUGCUAUGAUGUACUGAUGUACAUACCGGUAGUGCUGUUCUGGAGAGGAAAGGAGCAAUCCUUUAGUUCUAUGCUAUGAUGUACUGAUGUACAUACCGGUAGUGCUGUUCUGGAGAGGAAAGGAGCAAUCCUUUAGUUCUAUGCUAUGAUGUACUGAUGUACAUACCGGUAGUGCUGUUCUGGAGAGGAAAGGAGCAAUCCUUUAGUUCUAUGUUAUGAUUUAUUCGGGAUUCAUAAAGAGCAAACCUGUAUUUCUUUCUUAUAUGUAUAGUGCUUCUCCUGAGUGGUAAGGAGAAAACCUUUAUUUCUUUGUUAUGAACAUACUUCUACAUAGUCAAGCCUUGUUGUUAAAAUCAUACCACCACAAAUUAUCCUAUAAUGUACCUUACUAGUAUAUUGGAGGACCAAUUACCCUUUCUCUAUGUCCUGCAGAUCCAGUCACUAUAGCUGGGAUCAAAGGUGGCUGUAUUAACAGGCCCCACACUGAAUGUUUUAUUUUCCAUUCUUAUUAGCCAAUGUGCAUGCUAAAAGUUACAGCCUGGACAAGACUUAAAAUUGGAAAUUAUCACUUUUUUUUUACCUCUGAUCUAGAAUUGCACUGCACAACUUCUGUGGGUGAAACAGAUACACUUCAUGUUUCAUCUUCAUAUUUCAUCAAGAUAUCUAGGACGGUUGCUUUGAUCUUUGAACUUCAGAUUCAGGUCAAAGCGACAUAAUUACAGUGAAUUGCAAUCUUCCUUGGAUGAUGUAGGUAUCGUUUAAGUUUCAUCAACAUGUUAUAGUUUUAAAAUUAAGACAGGAAACUAUUUUAGAAGGACCAGUGCUAAACAUUUUGAAAUAAUAGUAUCUUCAAAUUUUAUCCAUUGAAGUGUUGCUAUUAAAAGAUUAGGAGUUUUAUGAUUUUACAGGGGGAAGACUUUGAUAGGGUGUAUAGAACCAGUUUAAAACCUUACAAAUAUUUCCACUUAUUAGUGCACACACUAAUCAGAACAUGCCCUUACAUGGUCCAUGUUAUGUACAUUGACCCUAUAACAUGGUGAAAGUCUAAGAAAUAUCCAUUGCAAUGAAAAUGAGAACAGUUUUUGGAUUUUCAUUCAUGUUCAAAACUGAACAAAAAAACUAGUAACUAUAAGAAAAGUGUUUGCUUUAGUAUAAACAUAUUUCUUCACUUCUUUCAACAUUUCAUGAUUAAAUGCUAUUGGAUCUUUGAUUAACGGAAUCAUCAAUAAAUAAAUACAUAAAGAACCUUA
This is a messenger RNA of Mizuhopecten yessoensis (Yesso scallop), 4414 nucleotides long. RefSeq names its product BRO1 domain-containing protein BROX-like. NCBI's taxonomy places the organism in Eukaryota, Metazoa, Mollusca, Bivalvia, Pectinida, Pectinidae. The transcript has 11 exons. The coding region runs from base 25 to 1278 and encodes 417 amino acids. The record is from RefSeq and is a predicted model, not a curated record.